AUGAGCGAGAAAGUCCGAUUUCUUACUCUGAUCAGACCACUCAUGUGUGUCCUUCCUGAAGUAUCAAACCCAAUGCGUCGUGUUCAAUUCCGAGACAAGCUAGUUUGGACCGCAAUUACCUUAUUUAUCUACCUCGUCUGCUGUCAAAUCCCUCUCUUUGGGAUUUCCACAUCCAGCAACGCAGAUCCUCUCUACUGGGUCAGAGUAAUUAUGGCCAGCAACCGUGGCACACUAAUGGAGCUCGGCAUUUCCCCAAUCGUCACUUCUAGCAUGAUCAUGCAACUUUUAGCUGGCUCAAAAAUAAUUGACGUCGACCAAAGCUUAAAAGAAGACCGAGCACUCUUUCAAGGCGCCCAAAAACUAUUCGGCAUGCUCAUUACAAUUGGAGAAGCAGUCGCUUACGUCGUCAGUGGGAUGUAUGGGAAUAUCUCUGACAUUGGCGCAGUCACCGCUAUUAUGAUUAUUAUUCAGCUCUUUUUAGCUGGAGUCAUUGUGAUUAUUCUUGAUGAAUUUUUACAGAAAGGCUACGGAUUAGGGUCUGGGAUUUCUUUAUUUAUAGCUACAAAUAUUUGUGAAAAUAUUGUAUGGAGGGCUUUUAGUCCUACCACAAUUACGACGUCGAGAGGGAUGGAAUUUGAGGGAGCCAUUAUAGCGCUUUUCCAUCUGCUUAUUACGAGGACUAAUAAGAUUCAAGCCCUUAAAGAAGCUUUUUACAGGUCAAAUGCCCCAAAUAUUAUGAGUUUAUUGGCGACUGUGUUUAUUUUCUUGAUUGUCAUUUAUUUCCAAGGCUUUAAAGUUGACUUAAGCAUUAGAUCAAGCAAGGUAAGAGGCCAUCAAGGGACAUAUCCAAUCAAGCUGUUCUAUACCUCCAAUAUCCCAAUUAUUUUACAAACUGCCCUAGUGUCCAAUCUCUAUUUCUUUUCUCAAAUCCUCUAUAAAAGAUACAGGACAUUUACACUUGUAUGGCUUCUUGGACAGUGGCAAGAUUUAGACCAAGGCUACUCAAUUCCUGUUGGUGGGCUGGCUUAUUAUAUUUCUCCACCUAGAGAAUUUGGAGACAUUGUGACUGACCCUAUCCACGCAAUUGUAUAUGUAGUCUUUGUGCUGUCUUCAUGUGCCCUUUUCUCAAAAACGUGGAUUGAAGUAAGCGGAAGCUCAGCAAGAGACGUCGCAAAACAGCUAAGAGACCAACAGAUGUUCUUAGAAGGCCACAGAUAUGAAAGUAUGGUGAAGACGCUUAACAGAUAUAUCCCUAACGCUGCAGCAUUCGGAGGAAUGUGCAUUGGUGCUCUUACAAUUGUGGCUGAUUUACUAGGAGCGAUUGGUUCAGGGACUGGAAUUCUUCUCGCAGUGACUAUUAUUUAUCAGUAUUUCGAAGCAUUUUACAAAGAAAAACAAGAGUCUGGAGGAGUUUUCUUAUUUUAA
Messenger RNA from Blepharisma stoltei, 1425 nucleotides. The record is from the annotation of a GenBank genome assembly. Lineage: Eukaryota; Ciliophora; Heterotrichea; Heterotrichida; Blepharismidae.